AAUUUUUAAUUUUAUUUUGGUGAUGAAGUUUGCAUAAAUUCCAAGCAGCGCAUGAUAUAUGUAAAAAUUUCAAGUUGGUAUUGAAGAAGAAAAGGACUAUUUAAUAAUAAAAAAGCAGAUCAUAAAAUAAAACCAAUAAAGGACGACACAAGAGAAAAAUUAAUAUAUUUUUUUAAAUAUCUACGGCAAAUCCCCGGAAAAUGUUUCGACUACAUUAUGCCGUUAAAGUUUUGAUCCGGUCGCACCGUCUACCAAAUCCUUUAACAACGGUGUUGCGAGUGAUCUCAACCACAGCGCCAAAACCAAACUUUGGUAGUCUCGAAUUGCCAUGGGCCACCAACGAGGUGUUGCAUACUAUCGAGAAGACGGAAGAUCGAGCUGUGGUAAACGGCAGUGGGGCAGGCAAAAGUGAUAAUAAUGGUAGUGACGAGAAGAGUAGUAAAGGGAAUGAUGAGCUGCCGAAAUUGCCUGUCAGUGACGAGAAGAAGCUGCCAGAUGUUACUAUUGUUGACAUCAAUGGCGGUUAUGGACGCAUGGACUUUGAAGAUCGCAUGGAACAUAUGGAUCGUUCGGAUCGCAUAAACGAGGCGAAGCAGUCGAACAAUGCUUGCGGAGAAUCAGUAAUACCAAUAAUAAGAACAAUGCCGAGAGUUGACAAUAUCGAUGGUUAUGGUGACGAUAUGAUGUACGAAGAUAAGGCAGAAUGGGAAUUGGCGAGUAAGCCAGAGGUGAAGCAAGAGAAAGAAACUGACAGCAACAGUAAAACUACCGAUCUCACUGCAGCGAAUACAGAGACUACAGCAGUGAGUGAUGUGGCGUAUAAUAAGAGCAGUGACACAGAGCUGCCUCCGAAACAAAGAUUGCAUGCGAAUCGCUCUGAUGAAGUUGCUGAGAUCGCUGUUUUGACGCACCCCACAUCUGAAGCGACAGCUGCAACCGCUAGCAGUAACAAAGAAGUGGAAAUAAUUUGUGAGGCGCCCGUGGACAUUGAUGCCUUCGCCAAUGAGCAAGAGUCGAAGCAAGGUACCGUCGAUAUCAAUGCUUAUGAAGACGAUGAGCGUUUCAAAUUGCCACAAAUACCUAAAGUACGCAAUAAUGUUUUCGUAUUUCGUGGCAUUAAGAUCAUUAUGCCUAAGCGCAUGCUACGCGACGCCACCUAUCGUUAUCGGUUGGAUCCCAGUGAUAAAGACAAGCCGGAUGAUAUGCAAAUCUGUGUUUUUGAGAAGUUAACAAGACGAACCCAAUGUGACUGACAUUUUAUGAUUUCUUUUUGAUUUUCUUUAUAUCAUAUAAUUGUAUUCUUCGAGAAAUUUCGCAAAACUAAAUAUACAUAUAUAUGUAUAUAUGUAUAACAACUUAUAAAACUACAAAUAUCACUGGCAAAAUCGUA
Messenger RNA from Ceratitis capitata (Mediterranean fruit fly), 1390 nucleotides. RefSeq lists its product as uncharacterized. The record is from RefSeq and is a predicted model, not a curated record. The transcript has a single exon. The coding region runs from base 201 to 1253 and encodes 350 amino acids. Lineage: Eukaryota; Metazoa; Arthropoda; Insecta; Diptera; Tephritidae.